UCUCACUCGGUCCGCGAACGUAAUGCCGGCACAUCGUCGUCUUCUCGUUCCGUCGCUCGCGUGAUCCCGCUAAAACAAUUACACACUACAAACUCGUAUCACUAAUAUUAUUAUUUUUAUUUUUCGUUCCGUCGACAACUCGCGGGCUCGUACACUCAGCGUUCUACCAUCGUCUGCUAUAACAUUCCGUUGACAAUAUAUUUUUUAUUUACGUUCGGUUUUUUGAUUUAAUUUUUUUAAAUUUUUUUAAAUUUUUUUCUAUUGUCUACUCGCUUGCCGCAGUAUUGGUGAAAAAUUGGACAACGCUGCAGGUUACUCUCGCCGUCGGCCGACCACAACACGCUGUCCACUAUAUAUUAUAAUAAUCCAUCAGUCGAGUGAUCCGGUUGAUGCGCGAAGGAAGGGGACCGCCAAUCGGAGCCGGCUAUGUCAUCUGAGGAGGACGGCGGCAACCACGGAACGACGGCGGUGGCGGGGGGCGCAGAGUGUUUCGUCGGCGGCGGCGGCAUCGGUGGUGGGGGUGAUCCGUUGGACGGUUCGGCCGACAAACUGUUGAAGAACAAGGCGAAGCGGAGCAGACAGCGCGUGGAUGCCGGCGAGCCGCGUAACAGCUACUCGUCCAUACCGAAUUUCAGUUCUCGACCGAUCGUGUCCUCAGCACCACUGCUCAACCAGGCUGCUAGCUUCUACGGAGCAUUUUUCGGCCAAGGCCACCAGCAGUACUUCUUCAACCAGGGCUUCGCGCCCGGUAAAAUGCUAAACGAGUUCAUCGGCCGUCAAGUCAAAGAAGAAAUGGUGACCAUGGAUUCGUCCGAUUGUUUGACGCAACCGCUGCCCGGUCUGCCCGGUUCGCCGGCCGCCGGACCCAACAGCGAGUUGGCCCAUCACAAUAUGCUCCGCGACAUACUACAGGGCAGAAAAAAGGAGCUGCUCGCACUAGAACAGGAGUUCCGAAAUUCCGACGACCCGUCGUCGCCGGACAACAGUAUUAUGAACAACAACAACAAUAUCAACAGUAAUAAGAACGACAUCAGUGGCGCGGACGAGUGCGUCGUCACCAACGCCGCCAAAAAUUUGGUCGCCGCGGACAUUGUCGACAACUGCAGCGGCAAGCCGGUCGAUCCGGCCGAGGUAAGCUCAGUGAACAAUUUUAUUAACAACAACAACAAUAACAAUAACACGGUGACCAAUGAUCACGACGCGGACGACAUGAACGACGGUACCGAUUCCGAGAGGUCUCUGGGCUCGCCCGUGUCCGACACUAAAGAAAUCGCGGCCGAAGAGCACAGCAAAGACUUCGAGGUGAAAGUCGAACAAAACGAGUUGAAAAAAGCUAGGGUCGAAAAUAUCGUGUCCACGAUGAGGUCCAGCCCUUCGUUGCCGGUCCAGGUCAACGGCUGCAAAAAACGCAAGCUGUACCACCCGCAACAGCACGACAAUAGCGAGCGGUACAACACGAUGGACGUGGACGACGACGACAACGACGACGACGACGAAGAUCUUAGUCCUAAUGAACUCAGACAAAAAAUGGACGAGAAAAACGUAUUGAAGGACCAACUGCGCACCAUGCAGGAACAGUUGGCCGAAAUGCAACACAAGUACGUGCAGCUGUGCACCAGAAUGGACAACGACGACGAGCCCGAGGACGGCAGCGACGCCGAACAGGAACAGGCGGAAAUCUCGGCGGCAAGGCAGAGUCCACCGAUCGCCCCGAAAUGCACUACGCCACUGCCGAUGAUGCCCUCGUCGGCUCAACAGAUCAACCCAAACUACUCGAAAAUGGUCAAAUUCCUGCCACAGACGCACAUGCCCAUACACCCGUCAUUCAACGGAGCGCUGACAUUGCUCCAGCAGCAAGUGCUCCAAGAACAGCACAACACUCACAUCCAGCACCACGCCAUCAACAACGCGGCGGCCAUGUACCUGCAAGGAGUUGGCCACAAACUGUUCAUGGAGCAGGAAGCCAGGCUGGCCAAGGAAGCCGCGAUCGCGGCCGAACAGCAACUACAUCAACAACAGCAGCAACAACAACAACUGCAACAGCAACAACAACAACAUCAACAACAGCAACAGCAACUACAACAACAGCAACAGCAGCAGCAGCAGCAACAGCAACAACAGCAACAACAGCAACACCACCAUCAACAUCACGUCAACCACCAGAUGAACGUGCCAGCACCCAUGCACCCGCAGAAAGCCGCCUCGGCCGAGACGCCCGAAAAGAUUGCUGCGGUGCCCGGGUCUGGCCGUCAGCCACCCACCACGCCACCGUUCCCGGACCUCGACCUGUUGGCGGACGCGCUCAAGUCUGAGAUAUCCACCACACUGACCGGGCUCAUCGACACGAUCAUGGCCAAGUUCACGCAGCAACAGCAGCAACAGCAACAACAGCGCAAAUCGUCCAAGACGGCCGACGCAGCGGACAUGCAGCUGAUGACCAAAGACGUCGACCGCAAGUCACCCCGGACCAAAGUCAUCGACCGCGGAAGCCACGGUGCCGACCGUAACUCCGGUUUGGUCAACGGCCUGUCGAAGAUGAUGAACGGCGUCGGUAGCGCUGGUUAUGGUAACGCGAGCCAGGUGCCGGUGACAGGAGGCGGUAACGGCGUGACGAUCGGCGGAGGUGGUAACGGUCUGCUGCAGAUGCCCAGCAAUGGACCGGCCGAGAUGAGAAACGGUCUGGUCAACACGACAUGCGGCGCCGCCGCCGGCCUGUACAACGGCGCGGACGCUGUCGCGGCUGCCGCAGCGCUCGGGCACGUUCGGGGUGCCCAAAUGUUUGCGCCAAAAUUGCACGGCUCAGCUGGCCUUAGCAACGCGGCCGCAGCGGCUGCCCUAUAUUCGUCUAUGAGCGGACUGCCGUCUCACCUGAACCCGUUCUGCAUGGAACGCGAACCGGCACCCGAGCAGAACGAGGCGCUCAGCCUGGUUGUGAUACCCAAAAAGAAACGACACAAGGUGACCGACACCCGGAUCACCCCUCGCGCCAUUAACCGCAUACUCACCCAGGACUCGGCGAACAACAACAGCAGCAGCAAUAACAAUAACAACAACAGUAACAGCGGCGGAAAUCCUAUGCAAUCGUUGGACGGAAGGGCGCAGCAACCGGUCGGCGGCGCCCAGGCCAUGCAGCAAUCCGCUGCAGUUAUGCAACCCGCGGCCGGCGACUCACCCCCGCCGCCCCCGCCGUCCCAACAGCGGCCGUUCCACCAGCAGCAACAGCAAUCGCCGUCGAUCGCGCCGGCCGCACCUCAGCCGCCGCCGCCACCCCCGAUGCCCUUGCUGCCGGUGUCGCUGCCCACAUCGGUGGCCAUACCCAACCCCAGCCUGCACGAAUCGCAGGUGUUCAGCCCUUACAGCCCGUUCUACACCAGCCAGCACCAGGGAGUGCCGCACCACAUCCCGUCGUCCAGCCCACCCGGCAUGUCCGACUCGCCGCCACCGCCGCCGCCGCAGCACCACCACGGGUCACUGCUCCACCCCGCCUUGCUAGCCGCCGCGCAGCACCACAACUCGUCACCGGACCUGAUGAGCAUGAAAGCCCGGAUGGACAUGUCCAUGGGCAACGGCGGUAACGACAGCGUCGACCGCAUAUCUGAGUGCAAUUCAGGAGAUGGACCGUACGACGGCAUGUCGCCUAUAUCGUCAACCCUGACUCCGAUGCACUUGCGAAAAGCCAAACUGAUGUUCUUCUGGGUCCGGUACCCCAGCUCGGCAAUCCUGAAGAUGUACUUCCCCGACAUCAAGUUCAACAAGAAUAACACCGCACAACUAGUCAAGUGGUUCUCAAACUUCAGAGAGUUCUAUUACAUUCAGAUGGAAAAAUACGCACGGCAAGCCGUUAGCGAGGGUUUGCAGAGAUCUGAGGACAUACACGUCAACAAGGACAGCGAGAUCUACAGGGUCCUCAACUUGCACUACAACCGCAACAACCACAUUGAGGUAUGCCUCUGCCAGCACCACAAAAACGAGUGUAUAUAUUGCGGUAUACCUGAACCGGCACCUAGCAAUUUCGAAUAUGUGGUCCAGCAGACGUUACGCGAAUUUUUCGUGGCCAUCCAGAACGGAAAGGACACGGAACAGUCGUGGAAAAAGUCUAUAUACAAGGUCAUCUCUCGCAUGGACGACACCGUGCCGGAGUACUUCAGGUCUCCGAACUUCCUCGAACAGCUCGAAUAAACGGUAUAUAAUUAUGUAUACAUCAUAUAUAUAUAUGUACACAUAAUAUAUAUAUAUAUAAUACCUACUACAUUAUAUACACGCAUUCGACAUCGCGUCUGUAAACUGUGCUUUUUUUUUAAGAAAUUUAAUUAUUAUUAUCGUUUUCAAUGAGAAAAACGAAAACAAAAACGAAAGCUCAAAACAUUGAGUUUUUGUGAUGGGUUAUAUUAUAUUCUAUAUAUGCAUUGUUGUGUACAGUCAUUUUGAAAACAAAUUUUAUAACAUUCAUUAUGUUUUACUUUUUGGUUUCCAAAUAUUUUUAUAAAACAUAAGGGCGGUCUCUUUGUACAAAGGAAAAUAAUAAUAUUAUGUUGUACAAAAAAUUUGAAUUUAUCUUUACUUAUUUUAUUUUUAUAUAAUUAUAUAUAUAUUUUAAAAAGAAAAAUUAUAAUCGCUUAAAUAUUGAAAUUAUAUAUAUGUAUAUGGAAUAGUCUAAAUGUAUAUAGGGAACAAGAGACCCACCAAUUUUUAUUUAUAAAAAAAAAACCAAUAUUACGAUGUAUAGUAGAGAUAUUAUUGCCCCAGCGAUGGGUCGGUUAAUGUACACAACAUAUUAUUUAUAUAUAUUAAUUGAUUGUUAAAACUACAUUUUAUUCACACGGGGUACCCAUUUUAUUAAUAUGAUUAUUAUUAUUAUUAUUAUUAUUAUUAUUAUUAUUAUUAUUAUUAUUAUUAUUAUCAUUAUUGUCAUUAUGAUUAUUAUGUACCUAUUAUUAUUUUUAAUUUUUACAUCAAUGUUUAGGUUAGGUUAUAUUGUUAUUUCACAAUUUUAUAGCACUUGAUAACAAACAAAAAAAUUUAAACAAAAAUAAUCUGCCUGCUAUGGCAUUCAAAUACUCCCUCCCCCUCCCCCCACUCACGUGAUCUCACAUUAUUCCAAUUAUUAAUCUAGCGUAAUUUUUAUUUUUUAGUUUAUUUUAUUUUAUUUUAUUUAUUUUAUUAUUAUUAUUUUUUUUUUUUUUUUUUGGUGUGGUGAGUUUCUCCUAGUCAAAUAAAUUAAAAAUAAAAGGAUCAUAUAUAUUAUUUUAACAGUUCUUAUAAUAUUAUAA
Messenger RNA from Metopolophium dirhodum (rose-grain aphid), 5270 nucleotides. RefSeq names its product homeobox protein prospero-like. The record is from RefSeq and is a predicted model, not a curated record. NCBI's taxonomy places the organism in Eukaryota, Metazoa, Arthropoda, Insecta, Hemiptera, Aphididae. Gene Ontology annotation, molecular function: DNA-binding transcription factor activity, RNA polymerase II-specific; RNA polymerase II cis-regulatory region sequence-specific DNA binding. Gene Ontology annotation, biological process: regulation of transcription by RNA polymerase II. Bases 427 to 4179 code for a protein of 1250 amino acids. The transcript has 5 exons. Gene Ontology annotation, cellular component: nucleus.